Enterobius vermicularis (human pinworm) is the source of this 1410-nucleotide messenger RNA. Lineage: Eukaryota; Metazoa; Nematoda; Chromadorea; Rhabditida; Oxyuridae. The record is from the annotation of a GenBank genome assembly.
AUGGAAUUAUUAGGGAAAAAACUGGGAAAAAUUUGGUACUCUUCUGCUGCAAACCCUGGAGAAAAGCCAAAAAAGACUAAGUUUGGCCCAUUGAAAGAUCAAGACCGUAUUUUUACAAAUUUGUAUGGACGCCACGACUGGCAUCUGAAAGGGGCAUUAUCUCGUGGUGAUUGGUAUAAAACAAAGGAAAUAAUUCUAAAGGGUCAGGAAUGGAUUAUAAAGGAAAUUACGACGUCUGGUUUACGCGGAAGAGGUGGAGCAGGAUUUCCCAGUGGUAUGAAAUGGGGUUUUAUGCGACAACCCUUUGAUGGGAGGCCAAAGUAUCUUGCUGUUAAUGCUGAUGAGGGAGAACCAGGAACUUGUAAAGAUCGUGAAAUAAUGAGACACGAUCCGCAUAAGCUUAUUGAGGGUUGUUUAAUUGCUGGUGUUGCUAUGGGUGCUCGAGCAGCGUAUAUAUAUAUUCGUGGUGAAUUCUAUAAUGAAGCUGUAAUCCUACAAGAAGCAAUACACGAAGCUUAUAAAGCAGGUUACCUUGGUAAAAACUGUUUUGGUACUGGCUACCAUUUUGAUGUUUUCGUACAUCGUGGAGCUGGUGCAUACAUAUGUGGAGAGGAAACGGCUUUAAUCGAAUCUAUAGAAGGCAAACAGGGAAAACCGCGAUUGAAGCCCCCAUUCCCAGCCAAUAUUGGUCUCUUUGGCUGCCCAACUACUGUAACAAACGUUGAAACAGUUGCAGUUUCUCCCACAAUAUGUCGACGAGGAGGUGCUUGGUUUGCCUCUUUUGGUCGCGAAAGGAAUCAUGGAACAAAGCUCUUUUGUAUAUCGGGGCACGUUGUCAACCCUUGCACGGUUGAAGAAGAAAUGUCUAUUCCUCUAAGGGAACUGAUUGAGCGACACUGUGGCGGUGUCAUAGGUGGUUGGGACAACCUCCUUGCCAUAAUUCCUGGCGGUUCUUCUGUUCCACUUAUUCCAAAAAGUGUCUGCGAUAAUGUUCUCAUGGAUUUUGAUGCGUUAGUGGAGGCUCAGACGGCUCUCGGUACAGCUGCAGUUAUUGUCAUGAACAAACAAGCAGACGUUGUGAAGUGCAUUGCGAGAUUGUCAUUAUUUUAUAGACAUGAAAGUUGUGGACAAUGUACCCCCUGUCGUGAAGGUACUAGCUGGCUGAACAAAAUGAUGUGGCGUUUUGUUGAUGGAAGAGCAAAACCAUCCGAGAUAGAUAUGAUGUGGGAAAUUAGCAAACAAAUUGAAGGACAUACAAUAUGUGCGUUAGGAGAUGCCGCUGCUUGGCCUGUUCAGGGAUUGAUUCGUCACUUCCGGCCUGAAUUAGAAGCUCGUAUGAUGAAGUACCAGGAACGUUUUGGUGAACUGGAUGAAAAGUGCUUAAAAGCUUCUGCGUCUGGUGCAGCUUAA